CCUGGCCCCCUCUCCAUCGGGCUCUUCCCUCUGCAGGGGAGCAGAUCCUCCCGCCCAGAUCCCUCUCCCGCAGGGGUCCAAGGCCCACAGCAGAGCGGGGGAUGAGGUGUGCUCACCCCAGUCCCAAGUCUCCUGCCCCUCGGUGGGCAUCCGCCUGCAGCUCUGGCCUUGUCUCCCCAGGUCUUGGGACCCGGGGUCCCUUCGGAGCUCUGCGCUGGCGGGUCUCACCCCAGCUGGGGCGUCCGGGAGCCCCUGAGGUCACAGAGCCCAGCCGUCUGGUGGGGGAGAGCUCCGGGGGAGAGGUCCGAAAGCAGCAGUUGGACACCAGGGUCCGCCAGGAGCCACCAGGGGGUCCGCCUGUCCACCUGGCCCAAGUGAGUUUCGUCAUCCCAGCCUUCAACUCAAACUUCACUCUGGACCUGGAGCUGAACCAUCACCUCCUCUCCUCGCAAUAUGUGGAGCGCCAUUUUAGCCGGGAGGGGACAACCCAGCACAACACCGGGGCCGGGGACCACUGCUACUACCAGGGGAAGCUCCGGGGGAACCCCCAAUCCUUUGCUGCCCUGUCCACCUGCCAGGGGCUGCAUGGGGUCUUCUCUGAUGGGAACUUCACCUACAUCGUGGAGCCCCGUGAGAUGGCCAGGCCUCAGGAACCCCCCCAGGGACCCCUUCCCCACCUCAUUUACCGGACCCCUCUCCUCCCAGUCCCCCUCGGAUGCAGGGAACCAGGCUGCCUAUUUGCUGCCCCUGCUCAUUCUGCCCCUGUGAACCUGCCGAGGCUGAGAAGGAAAAGGCAGGUCCGCCGGGGCCACCCCACCGUGCACAGUGAAACCAAGUACGUGGAGCUGAUCGUGGUCAACGACCACCAGCUGUUCGAGCAGAUGCGCCAGUCGGUGGUCCUCACCAGCAACUUUGCCAAGUCCGUUGUGAACCUGGCAGAUGUGAUGUACAAGGAGCAGCUCAAUACCCGCAUCGUGCUGGUUGCCAUGGAAACGUGGGCUGAUGGGGACAAGAUCCAGGUGCAGGAUGACCUCCUGGAGACCCUGGCCCGGCUCAUGGUCUAUCGGCGGGAGGGCCUGCCUGAGCCCAGUGAUGCCACCCAUCUCUUCUCGGGCAGGACUUUCCAGAGCACCAGUAGCGGGGCUGCCUACGUGGGGGGCAUCUGCUCCCUGUCCAGGGGUGGAGGUGUGAACGAGUAUGACAACAUGGGCGCCAUGGCAGUGACCCUGGCCCAGACGCUGGGGCAGAACCUGGGCAUGAUGUGGAAUAAACACCGGAGCUCCGCAGGGGACUGCAAAUGUCCAGACAACUGGCUGGGCUGCAUCAUGGAAGACACUGGGUUCUACCUGCCCCGCAAGUUCUCUCGCUGCAGUAUCGACGAGUACAACCAGUUUCUGCAGGAGGGAGGCGGGAGCUGUCUCUUCAACAAGCCCCUCAAGCUCCUGGACCCGCCUGAGUGUGGGAACGGCUUCGUGGAGGCAGGGGAGGAGUGCGACUGUGGCUCGGUGCAGGAGUGCAGCCGUGCGGGCGGGAACUGCUGCAAGAAAUGCACCCUGACUCACGACGCCAUGUGCAGCGACGGACUCUGCUGUCGCCGCUGCAAGUACGAGCCGCGGGGUGUGUCCUGUCGAGAGGCGGUGAACGAGUGCGACAUCGCGGAGACCUGCACCGGGGACUCGAGCCAGUGUCCCCCUAACCUGCACAAGCUGGAUGGUUACUACUGCGAUCAGGAACAGGGCCGCUGCUACGGAGGUCGCUGCAAAACCCGGGACCGGCAGUGCCAAGCCCUCUGGGGCCAUGCGGCUGCUGAUCGCUUCUGCUAUGAGAAGCUGAACGUGGAAGGGACAGAGCGCGGGAACUGUGGGCGCAAGGGGUCAGGCUGGGUCCAGUGCAAUAAACAGGAUGUGCUCUGUGGCUUCCUCCUCUGCGUCAACAUCUCUGGAGCUCCUCGGCUGGGGGACCUAGGGGGAGACAUCAACAGUGUUACCUUCUACCACCAGGGCAAGGAGCUGGACUGCAGGGGUGGCCACGUACAACUGGCUGAUGGCUCCGACCUGAGUUACGUGGAGGAUGGCACAGCCUGCGGGCCCAACAUGCUGUGUCUGGAUCAUCGGUGCCUACCAGCCUCUACCUUCAACUUCAGCACCUGCCCUGGCAGCGGGGCGCGCCGGAUCUGCUCCCACCACGGGGUCUGCAGCAACGAAGGCAAGUGCAUCUGUCAGCCAGACUGGACAGGCAAAGACUGCAGCAUUCACAACCCCCUGCCCACGUCUCCCCCCACGGGGGAGACGGAGAGAUACAAGGGUCCCAGCGGCACCAACAUCAUCAUCGGCUCCAUCGCGGGGGCUGUCCUGGUCGCAGCCAUCGUCCUGGGAGGCACGGGCUGGGGAUUUAAAAACAUCCGCCGGGGAAGGUACGACCCGACCCAGCAGGGGGCAGUGUGAUGCCGGCCACGUCAUCCCUCCCGCUGUCCCUGUCUCCUCCAUCUCAUUCGUCACCUCACAUUCUGUUGAUGGGGAGCUGGGGGCUGAUUCCCCCACCCCUGCUGUCACUGCUGUCGCUACAGGGGUGGGAGAGCCCCGCUCCGGGAAGGAAGUCCUCAGCCUGCCCUUGUCCCUUCCUCCCGCCCACCUGCCCCCCCAGGCCUUGGUCCAUUUCCUCCUGCCCUUCCUAUGGCCAGACCACCCCUGGCCAGAUGGGUCCUGGAGCUGUGUCCCCUGCAGCCCCCUUCUCCCGGGAGGGGAGCCUACCUCUGCGUCCCAUCUGUUUUGUCUUCCAUGUCACCGCUGUCUGAACUUCCCACCAGAUCCCCUCCCUGGCCAGCCUGUAACUUGCCGCCUCUAGGGCCCAGCACUGACCUCCCAGGGCCCGGCUCAGGGGCUCUCCCUCUGGGCCCUGCCUCACCUCCUCCCCUGACGCCCCCUCUCCGUUCCAGGUCCGGAGGGGCCUAAGUGCCACCCCCCUCCCUCCGAGCCUGGCGCCCACCGUCUCUCCGCCCUGAACCACGAGGCUGCCCCUGCCCAGCCACGGAGGGAGGCACCAUGCAAAUGUCUUCCGGGCCCAAGCCCUUCAACUCCUGGCCCCACGGGUGGGAGGGGAGGGCUUGGCAGUGGGGUGGGGGGCUGUGGCCCUGCCCUUCACUCCACCAGGGUGGACCAGGCCUGGGGCAUUCCCCUCAUGGUCCCCCACCGCCCCCCAUGCGGCUUUGGCCUCGCACACCAACUCUCCCUGUGUGAAUGUAGCUUCCAUCAUCACGGAUUGCCACAGCUCAAGGGUGGGGGGGUGAGAGGGAUGCCCCCCAGUGGGCAGGGCCUGGGACGGCCCCUCCUCAAAACCAGGCAGCUGGGACCAGGGUUUUAACUCUCUGGGACUUCGGGGGAGGGGGCUGACAUCU
Leptonychotes weddellii (Weddell seal) is the source of this 3394-nucleotide messenger RNA. The record is from RefSeq and is a predicted model, not a curated record. NCBI's taxonomy places the organism in Eukaryota, Metazoa, Chordata, Mammalia, Carnivora, Phocidae.